Cynocephalus volans (Philippine flying lemur) is the source of this 1736-nucleotide messenger RNA. RefSeq names its product SLC2A4 regulator (gene SLC2A4RG). Gene Ontology annotation, cellular component: nucleus. Gene Ontology annotation, molecular function: DNA-binding transcription factor activity; RNA polymerase II cis-regulatory region sequence-specific DNA binding. The transcript is spliced from 8 exons. The coding region runs from base 77 to 1201 and encodes 374 amino acids. The record is from RefSeq and is a predicted model, not a curated record. Gene Ontology annotation, biological process: regulation of transcription by RNA polymerase II. NCBI's taxonomy places the organism in Eukaryota, Metazoa, Chordata, Mammalia, Dermoptera, Cynocephalidae.
CAGCCCGGCCCGGCCCGGGGCCGCGUCCCAAGAGCCCGCCCUCGCCGCUGCAGCCUGGGCGUCCGGCCGGCCGGCCAUGGAGGCCGAGCGCCCCCCCGCGCCGGGCCCGGGCUGCGAGCGUCCCCCGCCCCGCGCCGCCGGCCUCGACCCCGCGGCUGCGCCCGCCCCGGACGCCCGGACGCCGCGAGCCGAGGCGCCGUGGCUGCGUGCCCAGGGCCAGGGCCCGCGCUCCGCGCCUGUGACAGGGCCCGCGCCGCCGCAGGAGCCGCCGCCGCGGGCCGCCGGCCGGGGCGCCCCGGGGGCGGGGGCGGGGCUCCUGACGCCGUCGGCGCACAUCCCGGUGCCAGCGCAGAGAGCCAACCCAGGAAAAGCCCGGUUGGACGAAGUCAUGGCGGCCGCAGCUCUUACAAGCCUGUCCACCAGUCCUCUCCUGCUGGGGGCCCCGGCUGCAGCCUUCAGCCCAGAGUCCAGUCUGGCGCCCUGGAAGGAGGCCCUGGUGCAGCCACCAGGCAGCUACAGCAGCAGCAGCAACAGUGGAGACUGGGGCUGGGACCUGGCCAGUGACCAGUCCUCUCCGUCCACCCCAUCGCCCCCGCUGCCCCCUGAGGCAGCCCAGUUUCUGUUUGGGGAGCCAGCCCUGAGGAAAAGGAAGAGCUCAGUCCAGGUCAUGUUCCAGUGUCUGUGGAAGAGCUGUGGGAAGGUGCUGAGCACAGCGUCUGGGAUGCAGAGACACAUCCGCCUGGUGCACCUGGGCAGGAGGCAGGCAGACACAGAACAGAGCGAUGGUGAGGAAGACUUCUACUAUACAGAGCUGGACGUUAGUGUGGACACUCUGACCGAUGGGCUAUCCAGCCUGACUCCGGUGUCCCCCAUGGCCUCUGUGCCACCCGCUUUCCCCCGCCUGGAGCUGCCAGAGCUGCUGGAGCCCUCAGCCCUGCCCAGCCUGCUACGACCACUGGCCCUGCCCCCGUCCCCCAUGCUGAGCUCUGUGGCUCCCCCUCGGGCAUGCCACAAUGACCAUGCCUACCAGGGCUGCCUGCCACCCACCCGCCUGGAGCCACAGGCCACAGAGGUCAGAGCCAACCUGAGGAAGCCCCGUGGUGAUGCCAAGAAGUGCAGGAAGGUGUACGGCAUGGACCGUCGGGACCUUUGGUGCACGGCCUGCCGCUGGAAGAAAGCCUGCCAGCGGUUCCUGGACUGAGCCCACCCACCGGUGCUGACACCUGGCUUCUAGGGCUUUUUAAAGGAGAAAAUAAGCUACCACCUCUCCUUCCCCCACCCCUUUAUCCCCAGUGUGGGGCUAAAGCAGCUCUGGGAGAGCCCCAGGGCCUAGCCUCUCCCAGCUGCAGGGUCUACUUUUUAAGGGGGGAGGUGGGAGUUGGUGACCCUGAACCCCCACAGGUGGGGGUAGGAGGUCCCACCACUCAAAGUGCCUCUGAAGAAACCAGCUUUUUGCACUAAAGCCAAACCACAGCGCUGCCCCUGGUCCCUGGGGUGGCUGCCCUCCCUGCCUGUCGGCCCCUGGAUUUGCCAAGGAUGUUGACAGGCCCAGCUGCAGGGGCCAGUCUGCAAUGCACUUUGAGGGGUGUCGGGGAGGGGACUCCCCUGCUCGCACUUAAUGCGAUGGUUUGAGGGCCCUGGGGCUGAUAUGUUACCAUGUUUGCAAAGCUCAGGUGUCUCACGUCUGGGCCAUGCCAGGCGAGGAGAAAAAUUAAAGACUUGGGGUUUUUCCAGAA